CCAAUAUUUCUUGUGCUGUGGCCCAUUUGAGUUUUGGAUUUAUUUAUUUUUUUUCAAAUUCUUAACUUAUUAAGAGAAACUGAUGGACGGAGUGGAUUCCACGUGGACAUCAUGUUGCGCUGAUUUCACAUAGACAUCAUGUUGGGCCCGACAGAGCUUGUGUUACCCGUGAUCGAGUAACAUGGUUUAAACGCUAACUCGCGGCCUUCUUCAACAGUCGAAACCCCGUUUCCCGCCCGAGAGAGAGAGAGAGAGAGAGAGAGAGAGAGAGAGAGAGAUGAUGUCUUCGGAUAAUCCCGGCGACGACGUCGAUCGGCUCUUCGACUGCUUCAAAUGCGGACUCUCCACUCCUGAAUCUGCAUUGAAAGAAAGAAAAACCCGACAAGGCAAACUAAGGAAAGUGAGUUUGAAACAAGCAGCAACUUCUGCGCAUGGUGAUUUUUUGUCGACAGGCUCAACACAACAAAGGAAGCACAAAUCAGCAAACAUGCAGCUCUGUAUGGAGAAGCAUGGCACAUCAGCAGUUAAGGCAAUCAAAUUUAAUAGUGGCAAGCAGAUCUCUCCAGUUGUCUUUUAUGGAUCACCACAUGGCGUGCCAGCAAAAAGACCAAUAAAAUUAUUGCGAUUAUUACGUGAAAUUCAUGUUGAUCUCACAGAAGAAAAUGAUUUGAAUCCAAGGGAUGAAGUAUGGGCCACAUUUCCCAAACAAGAGCAAGCAAUGAGAUUUGCUAAAGCACAUGUAAAAGUUUAUGUUUUCAGCUAUCAAGAUCAUUUGAAUGGACAAAGAAGGUUCCUUGUUUCAACAUAUACGGAGUUCUGGCGAAGGUACAAAAAUAUGGAUCCAAAAUUUCGCCAUCAUUAUGAAGUCAUUCAGGAGGGUUUGCCUUGCCACUUAUAUUUUGACUUGGAAUUUAGCAAGAAAGUCAACCCUGAAAAAGAUGGUGCGGAAAUGGUCGACAUCUUAAUCUUAGUAAUUUUGGAUGCCUUAUUUGACAAAUACGCUAUCAAGGGAGACCAAGAAUGGAUCAUAGAGCUAGAUUCAUCUACGGAAGAAAAAUUUUCACGCCAUUUGAUCGUCCGCAUACCAGAGAUGGCUUUCAAGGACAACUCACAUGCUGGUGCAUUUGUUGCUGAGAUAUGUUCACGCAUUAGCAUAGCAAGGGAGAGUGAUCCAAGACUUGACAAACUGUAUGCUUUAAAAGAUUCAAAGUGUCCAACACAAACAAGCCAGCUAUUUCUUGACACCGCUGUCUAUUCUCGAAAUCGCUGUUUCCGUUUAGCUCUCUCUUCAAAGGCAGGGAAGAGCUCCGUGCUUUUGCCCACUGGACGUUUCAAAUGUAAGAAUAUGAGUCAGCAACAAAUGUUUAUGGAAUCCUUAAUCUGCAGAAUGGAUGCUGACUGCAAGAAGCUCCUAAUCUGCAAAAUGGAUUUAGAUUGUAAGAAGACCUUAUGUUUUGAUUCUGAGGUGAACAGUAACUGUGAACAAAGUUCUAAAGCCUCACAAGAGAUUGCACAUCAAGCUUGCACGAGUAAUUUGCCUGGGACAUACCUCACUGGAAAAUCACCAUUUCCUGCCCUGGACUUCUUCGUGGAGUCUAUUGCUUCUAUUGGAAAUGUAUCAGGAAGAAUUCGGAGUUGGUAUUGGUUCUCAGAGCAUGGCUUGAUGGUUUACAGCAUGUCAAGGAAUAGAUACUGUGAGCGGAUUGGUAGAGAACACAAAAGCAACCAUGGAAUUUGGAUGCUUUUCUGCUUUCACUAUGAAUGGAUUUCAUCAUUCCUACAUCAGAACUUAGAUCUUUUAAUGUAUGUUGUCGAUUUCAAAAGGGCCGGAUAUUAUCAAAAGUGCUAUGAUCCUGAUUGCAGAGGUUACCGGUCCCCCUUGCGCCCAAUACCCAAUGACACCAUCCCGGAUAAUAUGGCUACCUUUAACUCGACAUGGGUGGAGAACUGUGGGGAAAUGAUGAAUAUUUACUUUGAUCUUCAACAUGGUGAAAAUGAUUUGGAGUGUACUUCCCCUGGUAAAGACGAGAGGAUAACUGAGAGCUACAAGAAGGAUCAUGGGUGGUGGCUAGAAGCCAUACGAAUUGCAGAUGACAUUGAAAAUAUGAGAAAAGCACCAAAUUCCGGUGAACUGGCAGAGGAGGUUUUUGCUGAAGAUUGUGAAUGGUGGAUAGAAGUUGAAAGGACCACCUCCCAAAUUGAACAACAGGCCAGUCUGACUGGUUAAAACUGGGUAAACCUCAAUGGUAUAAUUGCCAUAAGCAGUUGUAAUCUUUCCUAAAGGAAGGGUAGUCACUACGAAGUUGAUCCUUAAAGAUGGAAGAUGAUUAAUCGCUAUGACAGAAGUAGAUCUUGGAAGAUGCAUGAAGAUGUCGUCCUUCUGUAUUGACGAUGAUGAAGAAGAUGCCGUCCAUCGGUAUUGCUGCACUGUGAGCUUCUGUAGUCUGAGUCUUUAAACUAUGUGAAGGACCCUUUACCAAGCCUGUUCGUGCAGUUGAGCAUGUUUUGGCAUCCUCGAAAGGAUAUUGGGCACCAUGCUAUCUGCAACUCUCCAAUUUGUAAUUAGUAGGCGUUUGGAUGCACAAGUUAAUUGAAUUGUGAACAGUCAGUUUAAUCAAGAGGAAAUGACAAACAUUGAUUAUGUA
Messenger RNA from Magnolia sinica, 2645 nucleotides. RefSeq lists its product as uncharacterized. The record is from RefSeq and is a predicted model, not a curated record. Lineage: Eukaryota; Viridiplantae; Streptophyta; Magnoliopsida; Magnoliales; Magnoliaceae. Gene Ontology annotation, molecular function: DNA-directed DNA polymerase activity; chromatin binding. Gene Ontology annotation, cellular component: nucleus; mitochondrial matrix. The transcript is spliced from 15 exons. Gene Ontology annotation, biological process: mitochondrial DNA replication; response to UV; error-prone translesion synthesis. Bases 278 to 2227 code for a protein of 649 amino acids.